AUGGAGGUAGGUCUCGGCAUACGCCGCCGAAUGAUGCAGGUUUACAUCGUCGGUCUAACGCUACUGGCUGUCACUUUGGCAUUCCCUUCAUCCACCAGUCAUCAAGCCCAUCAACGAGCGUUCCUCGGUUCCUCAAAGCUACAACCUCGCGGUGACAAGCCAUUCGCUUUGCGUGUUUUGCCUCUUGGCGCUUCAAUCACUACCGGUUAUAGGUCGGAGGAUGAAAAUGGAUACCGUAUAUAUCUACGCAAGCAGCUACGAUAUGCCGGAUGGGAAGUGAAUAUGGUUGGAUCCCGCAAGGAUGGAACCAUGAAGGAUCGUGACAACGAAGGUUGGGUCGGGAAGCGAAUUGAGGAGGUGGCCACAUAUGCUGAGAGAACUAUUCCGAAGGCUCCAAAUCUUAUUCUGAUCAACGCUGGCACGAAUGAUGCUUUGCAAAACUUCGACGUUCCUAACGCGGGAGUCCGGAUGAACCAGAUGCUCACUCGUCUGUACGAUACUAUUCCUGGAACAACCAUCAUUUUGUCGACACUUCUACCUAACAACAAUGAGAAAGCGCAAGCCAACUCGGUCAUAAUCAACGAACAAUACCGCAACAUCGUGGCUGCUCGCCAGAAGAACAAUGACCGUAUUGUUCUGGCUGAGAUGAGUGACUAUAUCAAACAUACAGAUCUUCUGCCCGAUGGAACUCAUCCAACCGGGCCUGGAUACGAGAAGAUGGCCUCGGUGUGGUGGGCUGCAAUCCAGGAAGCUGAGUCGAAAGAGCUUUUGCAAAAGCCUAAGGAUAUUGGGGAGAAUGACUGGGCCGAUACUACCUUUGAGAAAGAGUAUGGCAGUGGAAACAGUGGUGAUGGAAAGGUCCAGACUCAACGCGGCAGUGGCUGGGAUGAUGGUGACUAUAAGCAUAAUUCAGUGGCUAUGGGACAAAUUAUGCAAAUUGGUAUCACUGACAAGGAGGACGAUGUCCAUCCUGGUAUCCACUACGCUCAGCUGGUUAACCAGGGAGGUGCCCACCGUGAGGGAGCUUUGGAUGAGCUUGUCUGGACUCGGGACGGCAAAGGCACCUUCAUGUUCCCGAAUAACAACAACGGCAAAUUUGGCGCUCCAGUCGAAAUUGACGUCAAGGACGGUUGUCUUGCGCGAGGUGUACACUGGGGUGAUCUCAACAAUGAUGGACUGGAUGACUUCAUCUGCAUCAGCAGAGAAGGCGCCAUGUAUGUAUCAAUGAAUCUGGGCGGGAGCCCCCCUCAAUUCAAGUCCAUCGGUCUAGUCAGAGCUGCACCUGGCGGGGAUCUGGCCCAAACCAAUGUCCGACUCGGCGAUAUCGAUGGCGAUGGCCGUAUUGACUACUGUCUCGUCAAAGGAAACGGUGACAUUCAGUGCUGGAGAAAUGGAGGUCAAAAAGAUGCCCCGACAAAUGAGUUCGGUGGCUACUGGCAGGACUUGGGAAUAGUCUUCACUGGAAAAGGCAUGGGUGACAUUGAUGGUGUCCGUCUUGUCGAUAUCAAUGGAGACUUCCGUGCCGACUGGCUCUGGCUCGACGACGAAGGCAAGGUCACCACGUACAUCAACCAGCGUGGCACAGGAAAAGGCAGUCUGGCACCUGAUUGGCGUCGCAUUGGUAUCACUCAUGCAGGAAUGGGUGUCAAGGGCGCUAGAGAUCGGAUCAAAUUCGGCCAGAUUUGGCCAGGAGGUGGUGUCGACUAUUCCUGGAUUGAAUCUAUGGAAAAUAAGCCCACUUGGAAUCACUAUACCCACGUGUGGAAGAACGUCGGAAAAGGAGGGACUACUUUGAAGGGCGAUGGCGAUUUCUAUUGUGACUGGCGAGGCACCGGCGCAGAUGAUUAUAUCUGGAUAUCUCCUAAUGGUCGUGGCUUGCUCUACGGCAACGUUCACAAACCUCCGACUUGGGUCCCUGAGGGACCGCAAAUCUUCGACCUAGGCAGAGAACGUAAGGGUAUCCAUCUUGCGGAUUUUGAUGGUGACGGCAAGUGCGAUGUUUGGGCCGUCAACCGUGAAACUGGUGCCGCAGAGGUGUGGAUCAACCACUGGAACGAGGAGAUUGGCAGUGGCUUUUUGGACUACAAGGGAUUUGUUACUGGGGACGUCAGAUGUACCGAAGGAUGGGGAGUUGGGCUCUUUGACAUCGGUGUGAGCAUGGCUGAUCUCGAUGGUGACGGGCGUGCAGACUACCUGUGCAUGGAACCUGAUGGACGAACGGUUGGAUGGCUGAACAGGGGUGUAAAUGACUUUGAAGCCAAAGGCCAAGUGAAGCGCACUCAAGGGUAUGAUCGAGCGAAUCACAAAUGGGCUGAUGUAAACGGUGACGGUGCUGUUGACUUCCUCUGGGUCGACAAGUUCAAUGGUGAUACCCAAGUCUGGGUCAAUAUGGGUGAUACUCCUACCGCUGGAUCCAGUUGGAAGUGGGAAUUGCUUGAUGGGCCUCGAUAUCAGGGAUCAGAUCGAGGAGCGAAUCUAUACUUCCCAAAUAUCGGAGGGUUAAGUCGUGCUGAUAUGCACAAUAUCAUCCCCCGAACCAACAUCGCAUACACCUGGUUCAACACAUGCCCUGGAAGUGAUAGCUCAGCUGUAGAUGACGUCGACCCGUCUACGAAUCCCAAUCUACCCGCAUACAUAGCUCCCGAUCAACCUAUAGCCACAGGCACCGUUCCCAUCCCGACGCCAACUCCCAAGCCAACAGACGCAACUCCCGAUGGUUAUUAUGAACAUUGGCCCGUGGAUGACGACAGUCUCAACCACCGCAUAUGCAAUGAUCUCGGUUAUCCGACCAAAAAGCUGUGGGGUGAAACUGAUGCUGGAAAUUGGUUGGUCACCACAGCCGGUUGGUAUCAAAAGCUUGCUCUCUCAAACGAUUUCAAUCUCAGUAAUAAUUGCGAGAUUGAGAAUUUAGACGAGCAGCUAAAGUGUGAGGAUGGUAACGUAUACAGGGUACAGGCUCUUCACGCCAUGCUCAACUUGGCACAAUAUUUCGUGCUCAUCAAGAACAGAAUGGAGUUGGCCUGGGGUAGCAUGAGCUUCAAGACCGCUGGGCUGGUCACAAAGUACUCAAAGACAAGUGAUGAAGAAACUAGUUUUGGUGCAGACUCGGGAGCGACUAUCGGCGCUGGGCUGGCAAGCAUAUUUGGUGCUUUCAUGCUAGGCCCUAUGGCAGGCAUCGCCGGAGGAGCAAUGACUAUUGGAGCCGGUGCCGUCGGCUCCCUGGCUUCAGUCAACCAAGCCAUGCUUGAGUUCUCCACGUAUGCAGAACUCGGCGACAAAGCGAGUGAUAUCAUGGACGGUACAUUCCAGGGCCUAGGCAGCUUCUUCGACGAAUACUUCCAUCAAGUGCCCCCAGCCGAUGCCAGUUGGGUCACUCAGCCCACGUCUAUCCCGCGUAUUCUGCUGACGGGCAAUUUUGCCUCGAGCGAUAUCCUUCGCGAAACAAGUGCCUCUGUGCCGCCGGCAGCUGACCUUAAAAAGUUCAUUGCUGCUCCUUUGAUCAAUAUGCUGUGGGCGAAGGACAAAAUCUUUAUUCUCAGGAUCGACAACACAUCCAUCAAGGAAGACUACUACGCCAAGAAUCGGAAACGUUACCAUCCAUGCGACGAAAAUGGAGAUUUCGAACCAGAUGCCGAUCUUACGGACAUGUUGUGGUGCAAUCCAGACGGCAGUGCCUUCCUUUUUAUGCAAGUGUCUGAGGUGUAUUCCAAGAAGCUCAUUCGCCCUAAAGGAAUUGAAAAUCUACAUGCUGACUAUGGGUUCAAUGCCUAUGACAUCGCCCGGUCUGCCUAUCUUGUAGCUAGGACGUCAAACGAAUGGAUGGCCAAGGUCAAGACCGAUAGCUACUUCAACUGGGUUCCCCAGAGAUCCGGUCCGGAUAUUCCUACUUGGCAGAUGAUGCGAUGGAAUUUGCCAGUUUGCGAUAUGGUGGACGGUUUAGCUCAGCCUUCAGGCGGAUGCACUCCUGGUUAUGCAUGGACACACUGCAUAUAUUCGCUCAUGGCGCUAUCGUGUGGUUUCACCCCAGGCUGGCCGAAAGACUAUACCUACAAUAGCGCCUAUGGGGAACCGGGAGAAGGACGGCCUUACACGAACGCUUUGAGUCCUGCCGAGGCAGUCUCAGCUAUUGGGGGUUGA
Penicillium canescens is the source of this 4137-nucleotide messenger RNA. Its product is annotated as putative esterase. The transcript has 17 exons. NCBI's taxonomy places the organism in Eukaryota, Fungi, Ascomycota, Eurotiomycetes, Eurotiales, Aspergillaceae. Bases 1 to 4137 code for a protein of 1378 amino acids. The record is from RefSeq and is a predicted model, not a curated record. Gene Ontology annotation, molecular function: phosphatidylcholine lysophospholipase A1 activity.